Propithecus coquereli (Coquerel's sifaka) is the source of this 882-nucleotide messenger RNA. RefSeq names its product B and T lymphocyte associated (gene BTLA). The transcript has 5 exons. Gene Ontology annotation, molecular function: signaling receptor activity. Gene Ontology annotation, cellular component: plasma membrane. Gene Ontology annotation, biological process: immune response-regulating cell surface receptor signaling pathway. NCBI's taxonomy places the organism in Eukaryota, Metazoa, Chordata, Mammalia, Primates, Indriidae. Bases 1 to 882 code for a protein of 293 amino acids. The record is from RefSeq and is a predicted model, not a curated record.
AUGAAGACGCUGCCAGCCAUGCUCGGAAUUGGGAAACUGUUUUGGGUCCUCUUCCUAAGCCCACAUCCGGACAUUUGGAGCAUCCACGGGGGAGAAUCAUGUGAUGUACAACUUUACAUUAAGAGACAAUCUGUACACUCUGUCUCAGCGGGAGAGCCCUUUAAACUGGAAUGCCCUGUGAAAUACUGUGACGACAGGCCUAACGUGACUUGGUGCAAGCUCAAAGGGUCAGACUGUUUAGGUCUUCGAGAUAGAUUUCAACCACACACAAGUUGGAAGGAAGACAAGAAUAUUUCAGUUUUUAUUCUACAUUUCGAACCAGUGUCUCCUAGUGACAAUGGGUCAUACCGCUGUUUUGUGAAUCUUUCGUCUAAACUCAUUACAAGCCACUCAACAACCAUUUAUGUGACAGAUUCAACCAGUGCCUCAGGAAGACCCUCCAAGGAAGAGAUGGCAAACACACCAUGGCUUCUUUAUAGUUUGCUUCCUUUGGGGGGAUUGCUUCUACUCAUUACCUGUUUCUGCCUGUUCUACUGCCUGAGAAGGCACCAAGGGAAACAAAAGAAGCUCUCUGAUACAGCGAGAAGGGACAUUAACAUGGUUGAUGUUCCCCAGCCCUUUAAGAGUGAGCAAACAGAAGAGGGCACUGGACAAAAUUCCCAAACACUGCCAUCAGAAACUGGAAUUUAUGAUAAUGACCCUGAAACUUGGUUCAGGAUGCAGGAAGGGUCUGAAGUUUAUUCUCAACCACACCUGGAGGAAAACAAACACGGCAUUGUUUAUGCUUCCCUGAACCAUUCCAUCAUUGGAACAAACCCAAGACAGGCAAGAAAUGUGCAAGAAACACCGACAGAAUAUGCAUCCAUAUGUGUGAGAAGUUAA